GCUGAUCUCAGGAUCUCCACCCACUGACCCACUUCGUACCGAGGAGGGACCGAUGCACGAUGCGUGUCCCAUCGGACGGUCGAGGCAUCGCACUUACAGGUGGAGUAGAGCAACUGGGACUUAGGCUUGAUUUUGUGAGGGGAUAUAUUGGGCCAAGAUUUAUAUUCUAAGGCUGGCCGGGCCGGAUCGUGUUGGGUUUCUCCUUCACAUUGGGCCUACAAUUAAGCCCAUUGAAACACCAUCGCGUCGUCGCCACCUCUAUAAAAGCCCAUUCAUCUCUGGUGGCGGAGAGGCGGGGUUGCCCUAACAACCCGGGGAGCCACCGGUGUCUCCUCCCUCCCCGCGAGCGAAUGGCGGCGGGCCUCAGGCCAUCGCGUACAAACGCAGCGCGGCCGCGCUCGCGGGGCUCGCCGCUGCACACGCAUAAGUGCACCCGCCUCCUCGAGCCUGAGACGAAGCCCAGAGAGGCACACGAACCGAGGGAACCAGCCCGCGCGCUGCGCCAUGGCCCUCUCCGAGAGCUCGAGGAAUGCGCUGCUCCCCGGCUUCCUCUACGCGGCCCCUGCCACCGCCUCCCCGUUUGCCGCCGCCGGUGGCGUGGGCGGAAGCGCGGUCGCCGCUCCGUCUGCGGGGGGGCCCGCGGUGUGGCCGAGGGCGCCGAGCGAGCCGGGCCGGAGGAUCGAGAUGUACACGCCGGCGUUCUACGCGGCGUGCACGGCCGGCGGCGUCGCCAGCUGCGGGCUCACGCACAUGACCGUCACGCCGCUCGACCUCGUCAAGUGCAACAUGCAGAUCGACCCGGCUAAGUACAAGAGCAUCACUUCUGGUUUUGGUGUUCUGUUGAAAGAGCAAGGCGCCAAGGGUUUUUUCAGAGGCUGGGUACCCACCUUGCUUGGAUACAGUGCUCAGGGAGCAUGCAAGUUCGGUUUCUACGAAUUCUUCAAGAAGUAUUACUCAGACAUUGCUGGACCUGAGUAUGCUGCCAAGUACAAGACUUUGAUUUACCUUGCAGGAUCUGCUUCAGCUGAACUCAUUGCAGAUAUUGCCCUCUGUCCAAUGGAGGCUGUGAAGGUUCGCGUGCAAACGCAGCCUGGCUUUGCAAGAGGUUUGUCUGAUGGUCUUCCCAAGUUUGUGAAAGCUGAAGGCUAUGCUGGGCUGUAUAAAGGAAUUGUUCCUCUAUGGGGCCGACAAAUUCCUUACACUAUGAUGAAAUUUGCCUCUUUUGAGACGGUUGUUGAGAUGAUCUACAAAUAUGCCAUCCCUGCACCCAAGAGCGAGUGCAGCAAGAAUCUCCAGCUUGGAGUGAGCUUUGCAGGGGGCUACAUCGCUGGGGUGUUCUGCGCCAUUGUUUCUCACCCAGCUGACAACCUCGUUUCCUUCCUCAACAAUGCUCAGGGGGCAACUGUAGGCGAUGCUGUGAAAAAGAUUGGCCUAGUGGGGCUAUUUACCCGUGGGCUGCCAUUGCGGAUAGUGAUGAUUGGCACCCUAACCGGAGCCCAAUGGGGUAUCUAUGACGCUUUCAAAGUCAUGGUUGGACUGCCAACUACUGGUGGCGUUGCUCCAACUCCUGCUGCAGCUAAGGCCUGAUCCUACAUUGCCUUACUUCAAACAGCAAUUUUGGCGCCAACCUUGAUGAUGGCCAAGCAUCUCCUCUUUCCCUGUCUUUCAGAGCGAUUCUUUAGUUCUUUUAGGAACGCCUAACUGCGUGCCUGCUAAAAUUUCAGAUGAGCCACAAGCUCAGUACAUGGUGAUAACUUGAAGAAAAGAGAUUUAGGAACAUGUUUAGUAGAUGGUCAUCAGGUGCAUGAUGACUGCCGUGGAAACCAUGGCGUCCUUUUCUUUUUUGCAUGUCAUGAUUCUGGAAACACAAAUGAUAUGCCGUCACUGUGUCCAGUGGAUCUACCAUUUGAUACUUCCGUGAAUGAACACAAAGGAUUGCGAUG
Molecule: messenger RNA, 1943 nt
Organism: Panicum hallii
Lineage: Eukaryota; Viridiplantae; Streptophyta; Magnoliopsida; Poales; Poaceae
Product: mitochondrial phosphate carrier protein 3, mitochondrial-like
Exons: 6
Coding region: 505-1587 (360 amino acids)
Biological process (GO): mitochondrial phosphate ion transmembrane transport
Cellular component (GO): mitochondrial inner membrane
Molecular function (GO): phosphate transmembrane transporter activity
Source: RefSeq, a predicted model, not a curated record